AUUUGGGUGUUUGGGGAGUUCCCGCUCGCAGGGGCUCCGCAGUCUACCAGCUUCUAAACUGGAUCGAAGACGGAGAGUGAACAGGCCCCGGACAACAAUGACUGAUGCUAGGGGAACAGCGAUCGGCAUCGACCUGGGCACCACCUACUCGUGCGUGGGGGUGUUCCAGCACGGCAAGGUGGAGAUCAUCGCCAACGACCAGGGCAACCGCACCACCCCCAGCUACGUGGCGUUCACCGACACGGAGCGGCUGAUCGGGGAUGCGGCCAAGAACCAGGUGGCCAUGAACCCCCAGAACACCGUCUUUGAUGCCAAACGUCUGAUCGGUCGGAAAUUUAACGAUCCUGUCGUGCAGUCAGAUAUGAAACUUUGGCCUUUUCAAGUGAUCAAUGAAGGAGGCAAGCCCAAGGUGGUGGUGUCCUAUAAAGGGGAGAAUAAGGCUUUUUACCCCGAGGAGAUCUCGUCCAUGGUGCUGACGAAGAUGAAGGAGAUCGCUGAGGCCUUUUUGGGCCACCCUAUCACCAAUGCUGUGAUCACCGUGCCCGCCUACUUCAACGACUCGCAGCGCCAGGCCACCAAGGACGCGGGCGUGAUCGCGGGGCUGAACGUGCUGCGGAUCAUCAACGAGCCCACGGCGGCCGCCAUCGCCUACGGGCUGGACCGCACGGGCAAGGGCGAGCGCAACGUGCUCAUCUUCGACCUGGGCGGGGGCACCUUCGACGUGUCCAUCCUGACGAUCGACGACGGCAUCUUCGAGGUGAAGGCCACGGCGGGCGACACGCACCUGGGCGGGGAGGACUUCGACAACCGGCUGGUGAGCCACUUCGUGGAGGAGUUCAAGAGGAAGCACAAGAAGGACAUCAGCCAGAACAAGCGGGCCGUGCGGCGGCUGCGCACGGCCUGCGAGAGGGCCAAGCGGACGCUGUCGUCCAGCACGCAGGCCAGCCUGGAGAUCGACUCGCUGUUUGAGGGCGUGGACUUCUACACGUCCAUCACGCGGGCGCGCUUCGAGGAGCUGUGCGCGGACCUGUUCCGCGGCACGCUGGAGCCCGUGGAGAAGGCCCUGCGCGACGCCAAGCUGGACAAGGCGCAGAUCCACGACCUGGUGCUGGUGGGCGGCUCCACGCGCAUCCCCAAGGUGCAGAAGCUGCUGCAGGACUUCUUCAACGGGCGCGACCUCAACAAGAGCAUCAACCCGGACGAGGCGGUGGCCUACGGGGCGGCGGUGCAGGCGGCCAUCCUGAUGGGGGACAAGUCGGAGAACGUGCAGGACCUGCUGCUGCUGGACGUGGCGCCCCUGUCGCUGGGGCUGGAGACGGCCGGGGGCGUGAUGACGGCGCUCAUCAAGCGCAACUCCACCAUCCCCACCAAGCAGACGCAGGUCUUCACCACCUACUCGGACAACCAGCCCGGGGUGCUGAUCCAGGUGUACGAGGGCGAGCGCGCCAUGACGCGCGACAACAACCUGCUGGGCCGCUUCGAGCUCAGCGGCAUCCCGCCGGCGCCCCGCGGCGUGCCCCAGAUCGAGGUGACCUUCGACAUCGACGCCAACGGCAUCCUCAACGUCACGGCCACCGACAAGAGCACGGGCAAGGCCAACAAGAUCACCAUCACCAACGACAAGGGCCGGCUGAGCAAGGAGGAGAUCGAGCGCAUGGUUCUGGACGCUGAAAAAUAUAAAGCUGAAGAUGAGGCCCAAAGGGAGAAAAUUGCUGCCAAAAACGCCUUAGAAUCCUAUGCUUAUAACAUGAAGAGUGCCGUCAGCGAUGAUGGCUUGCAGGGCAAGAUUAGUGAGUCCGAUAAAAAGAAAAUACUGAGUAAAUGCGAAGAGGCCCUUUCCUGGCUGGAAGCCAAUCAACUGGCUGAGAAAGAUGAGUUUGACCAUAAGAGGAAAGAGUUGGAACGGGUGUGCAAUCCAGUCAUCACAAAGCUCUACCAGGGAGGAUGUACUGGGCCUGCAUGUGGAGCGGGGUACACGCCCGGAAGGCCUGCAGCAGGCGGCCCCACCAUCGAAGAAGUAGAUUAAUGUUUUCUGGAGCCAGAGGGUUCUAAGGGGGCUUCUAGGUCAAUUUUAUUCCUUUCCCCUUCAGACAUUCUUAAGAUUCCUGGAUUGACUGAACCUGAACCUAAGUUGCCAUCCCUUUGGAUUCUGACAGAGAAGUCUAAAAAAUCACCCUUUCAUACUCCAACAUCCCAUCUGUGGCUCUGAAAUGGACUUUUUAAGGAAAACUGGGCCCCUCUCUGAACCCUCUGGGGAUUUUGAGUGUCUCUUAUUUAUUACCAGCCACACUCUUUCUUCUUCCUGUGAGGACGGUUGUCACUCAGUAAAUGUGUUCCUAAAGCAAAUUACUUCUGGUACUUUUAGGCUAUGAGCGUACUUUGUGGAGUAAAGGACAGAUGAUUGAGAAUGUGUGUUCUCUAUGAGGUGGUUGUGAAUGAUUGAUUUGGUAAGGCGGAAGUGUUUUCAUGAGCUCAUUGUUUCAACAGGAAACUAAUUCUCAGUCCUCAGACACUUUUAGCACAGAUGCAGCUGUUGGUAACUGGUUACUGCUCAGAACCAAUGAUAAUCUGG
Fukomys damarensis (Damara mole-rat) is the source of this 2572-nucleotide messenger RNA. RefSeq names its product heat shock 70 kDa protein 1-like. Gene Ontology annotation, biological process: protein refolding; cellular response to unfolded protein. The transcript has 2 exons. The record is from RefSeq and is a predicted model, not a curated record. Bases 98 to 2026 code for a protein of 642 amino acids. Gene Ontology annotation, cellular component: cytoplasm; vesicle; blood microparticle. Gene Ontology annotation, molecular function: misfolded protein binding; ATP binding; ATP-dependent protein folding chaperone. Lineage: Eukaryota; Metazoa; Chordata; Mammalia; Rodentia; Bathyergidae.